AUGACGCAAGUUCUGUCGAAAUGUGAAAAGCUACCGGAUAUUUCGAGUCCACGAUGGGAUCAGAAUACUUUCCAAGGAAGAAUGUAUCACUUCUUCACCACGGCCAACUGCUUGAAUCUCUUCGUCAGCAACGCCACACUCGAGAGAGCACGGAACAUCGUCUUGGAUUAUAAGCAAGGAAAAUACGAUCCGAACAUGACAGUGGACGAGUUGUGGAGAGCGAAAACGCUCUAUGAUUCGGCGUUUCAUCCGGAUACAGGAGAAAAGAUGUUCAUUCUAGGAAGAAUGAGCGCUCAAGUACCCUGUAAUAUGCUGAUUACCGGUGGGAUGCUCACUUUCUAUCAAAAACUUCCUCAUGUGAUUUUCUUCCACUGGAUCAAUCAAUCAUUCAAUGCCAUCGUUAACUAUACAAAUAGAAGUGGAGUUCAUAAACAAGACGAUCGAACACUAUUCCUUUCGUAUUGUGGAGCCACCACAGGAGCUCUUUCGUGUGCUCUUUCCUUCAACUUCCUCCUCAAAAAAUGGAAAAAUGCACCGCCUCUUCUCGCUCGUCUCGUCCCGUUUGCAGCUAUCGCUUUUGCCAACGCCAUCAACAUCCCGAUGAUGAGAAACAAAGAAUUCACAAGCGGAAUUCCGGUCGAAGACGCUGACGGUAGAACCAUGGGAUUCUCAACAGUGGCGCCUGAAUACGCUAUCCCUCAAGUCGUUUUGAGUCGCGUUGGAAUGGCAGUACCUAAUAUGGUCUUUGGCCCAGUGAUUCUGGAACAACUAUCUAAAGCAACGUGGUACACUCCCGCUAUGGCCGCUCCUCUUCAAACCCUACUGUGCGGAUUCAUGCUAGCAAUUUCAACUCCAAUUUGUUGUGCCUUGUUCCCACAGAAGAGCUCUAUUCAAGUCGAUCAGUUGGAGUUGCCAUUACAAGAGUACAUCAACAAACUUCCGAACCCUCCGAAAACUGUUUAUUACAACAAAGGAUUGUGA
Molecule: messenger RNA, 981 nt
Organism: Caenorhabditis briggsae
Lineage: Eukaryota; Metazoa; Nematoda; Chromadorea; Rhabditida; Rhabditidae
Gene: Cbr-sfxn-1.4
Product: Protein CBR-SFXN-1.4
Exons: 4
Coding region: 1-981 (326 amino acids)
Biological process (GO): serine import into mitochondrion; monoatomic ion transport
Cellular component (GO): mitochondrial inner membrane
Molecular function (GO): monoatomic ion transmembrane transporter activity
Source: RefSeq, a predicted model, not a curated record